Molecule: messenger RNA, 2391 nt
Organism: Trichoderma atroviride IMI 206040
Lineage: Eukaryota; Fungi; Ascomycota; Sordariomycetes; Hypocreales; Hypocreaceae
Source: RefSeq, a predicted model, not a curated record
AUGGAGGAUUCUGAGCGACGAACAAAGCGAUCUCGUUUCGACCAGACGGAGCCUGAGCCCAGACGAGCCUCUAGAUUUGACAGGCGCUCUCGAUCUCCGCCCACGCGCCGCCACGAAGGCAGAGACCGCAGUCCGCUGCCCAAGGAUGAUUCUUCCGAGACAAAGAAGCCCGCAGUAGAUGCUGCUGCGGCCGCUGCUGCCGCCGCUGCCAAGAUCAAUGCUCAGCUGCAGGCGCGAAAGGCUCCCCAGCAUGUGGAUGUCCCCCCGAUCAGGUCUUCGGGCGCGCAGUCCGACAAGCCAGGCGACAAUGAGAUGAAGCCCGAUAUGUAUGUUGCCGACGGCGACUUCAUUCAAGACAUCGAAGUCAACGACCUGCGAAAUCGAUACCUGUUGACUAAGGGCUCUACUCAAGAAAUGAUUCGAAGCGAGACUGGCGCUGAUGUCACCACCCGUGGUAGCUAUUACCCAAACAAGAGCAUGGCAACUGCAACGAAUCCUCCUUUAUAUCUUCACAUCACCAGCACUUCCAAGGCUGGUCUCGAAUCCGCUGUGGAAAAAAUCAACGAUCUCAUCAAGCAGGAGCUUCCCCAGCUAGUCGAUGAACGAAGAUUCCGACGCAGAGACCAGGAGGAGCGGCCGCAAGUUGAACGAGAUGAAUUUGGACGACGCAAAUGGCCCGAUGAGAAGAUUCCUAUUACUCUUGAGCCAAUUCCAGGAUUCAACCUACGUGCUCAAGUAGUUGGCCAUGGCGGUGCCUACGUAAAACACAUUCAACAAGAGACCGGCUGUCGAGUUCAAAUCAAGGGCCGAGGCUCAGGCUAUUUGGAGGCUGCCACAAACUGUGAAAGCGACGAGGACAUGUUCCUUCAUGUCACAGGACCUGAUCCCAAUAUGGUCACCAAAGCCAAGGAGCUCUGCGAAGACUUGAUUGCCAACGUCAAGGAGCAGUACGAGGAAUUCAAAGCUCGGCCGCCUCGUUAUAACAAUGAUCGUGGCGGUUAUGGCGACCACCAUCACCACAGGGGCUCCCACGACCGAUCGCAUGGCGGAUCUCACCACAAUUCGUACAAUUCGUAUAACAGAUACAACUCCGAUUCUGGUGCCUCCAACAGCCCCGCUCCAGCAGCCAGCAACCAGCAGAGCGCAAACGACUAUGCUGCUCAAUAUGCUCAAUACUAUAAUGGCGCCGAUCCCUACGCCGCAUAUGGAGGAUACGCUAACUAUGUCGCCUUGUAUCAACAGUACUAUGGAGGUCAGAGCUCACAAGCAGCAGCCCCAGGCCAAUCCGCCUCUCCUCCGCCGCCUCCGCCUCCUGCCGAAGCAGCUCCUCCUCCACCACCUCCUCCAAGCUCUGCACCACCGCCUCCGCCACCAUCCGGACCACCGCCUCCUGGUGGAAGCUUUAGUGCUGGAAAAAUGUCCCACCAGGCAUACCCCUCUCACGAUCCCGUCAAGGAGCCGCAUUCGGUGUCCGUCAAAGUCCUCAGGCUCUCUCAACCGUCUCUCGUAACGCAGUACCCAGUAGAUCCUCCAUUCUCUCCUCCCAACACCAAAUCACAGCCAGCACCCGCCUCGCUCGCUUACAAAUCCGCCUCGAAUACGAAUCCCGACCCGUUCCUGCUGAGCCCGAUCCUCAACCUGCCGGUGUCGUUCGGCUCGGCUUACGUGGGCGAGACGUUCAGCUGCACCCUCUGCGCGAACAAUGAUUUGCCCCCCGAUGCGGCGAAGCGCAUACGAGAUGUCCGUAUCGAGGCUGAGAUGAAGACGCCUGGCGUGGGAGGAACGCAGAAGCUCGAACUCGGGCCUGCGAAUAUCCACGGCGCGACGCCUGCGGGAGGGGUGGAUCUUGAGCCGGGUGGGACGCUGCAGAGGAUUGUAGGCUUUGACUUGAAAGAGGAAGGGAACCACGUCUUGGCUGUGACGGUGAGCUACUCUGAGGCUACGGAGACGAGUGGGCGGACGCGGACUUUUAGGAAGCUAUAUCAAUUUAUCUGCAAGGCGUCGCUUAUUGUGAGGACAAAGGUAAGUGCCCUGGAGGCCAGUGCAAACAACAGCAACUACAGAAAAUGGGUGCUCGAGGCGCAGUUGGAGAAUUGCAGUGAGGACAUCAUACAGCUGGAAAAGGUGGUACUGGAUGUGGAGGAGGGCCUGGGCUAUCAGGACUGCAACUGGCUCUCGGAGGGAGAUAAAAAGCCGGUGGUGCACCCGGGCGAGAUUGAGCAGGUUUGCUUCCUGGUGCAUGAGGAGGGUACAGAUGCCGGCGGUGGCCUACGACUCACAUCGGACGGAAGAUUGAUCUUUGGCGUCCUGGGCAUUGGAUGGAGGGGAGAGAUGGGUUGCCGAGGAUUUCUAUCGACGGGCAAGCUUGGUGCUCGGGUCGCAGCUCGGUGA